AUUCAAAGUUGGAGGAGUUCAGUAUGGAUGCUGGGGAAGAAACUGGUGGCAGUACCAACUUAAAGAGGCAGAGAGAACCUCUGUCAGAUUCAGAAGACAACAUUGUCUCAGCACCAGAGAUGAAAGAUGGUCUGAAACGGCGCCGUCUUGAAGCAGCUGGCCAGGAGAACUGUAGUCCCAGACCAUCUACAUCUGGACGUCUGGCUGAGCUAAUGGCAAAACCAGACACACCAAUGAUUCCCUCGGUCCGUUCCCGGGUUCAGCUGCUCUCCCAGAGAGGAAAUGGUCUGCGUUGCCACUCUGAUCCUGGAGCUGAAGACCCACCGGUUCUCAACAAGGGUGUCAAAGAACAUUUUCUUGGUAAAGAUGAAUUUAAUCAACGAAUGGAGCGUUUUAAAGCACCACUCGCUUCAGCCAGCCACACCCCUACACAAAGUCCCACCAACCCCUGCCAACGGACUGGCUCCGGCUUUGUGUCUGAAAUUCAGCAGAAACUCCAGUGCACAACAACACCCAGCUCUAAGCAAGCUUCCCUUAUACGACAGGAACGAGAAAUGGAGUUGAACCAGUUACCUUUCCAGCCUAUCAGCAAAAAUGCCUGGGUGAAAAGGAGCAGCUCUGAUUCAUCAAUAAUUCAGGCAAGGACUCCUGCUCACUCCUCGUCAUCUUCAAUUCUUAGAUCUAAAGGGAAAUUUUGUUGGCCUCCCUUGCAGCCCUCAGAUCAGGUUCACGGUGAUGCUGAGAUGAAAGAUGGUAGUUUUACUGAAACUCUUACAUCAGCUGCAGAAAAACUUUCUGUUAAUAUGAUGGGUGAUGGAACUUCUUCAGAGGCUCCCACUGCAUCUGCAGAGUUUGUAUUCUUCGAUGAAGGAGAUGAACAGAAAUCUCACGAUGGUGAGGAAGAUGAGAAUAAGAGAGAGCGCAAGUCUGCACCUAUGAAUAAAGAAGAGCAGCCAGGUUCCCAGCAUCCAGAGACCCAGACUAUGUUAGAGUUGUCUUUCAGUGAGGAGCACAGUUUGUCAGAGCUGCAUAAAGCUGAUAAGCACAAUUUUUUACAGUCAAGUCUUCUAGACGAGUCAAACAUGAAGGAAACACAUAAGGUUUCUGAAGAAACUGAAGUGAGCAUGUCUGAGGGGUUUACUUUUGAUGAAAGUGAGACUGUGGACAAUUUGUCAUAUGGUGAGGAGUUAAAUGAGCCUUCGACUGAUGAAGAAUUAAGGAUUUGGAUAUAUCCUCAAAGCAGGGCUGAAGAAUCUGUCACAGCAGAAGAAAAGCAGGUGUUUACUAAAGAGAAUGAAGAGGUAUUAAAAUCACCCAGAGAGGACAAAGAGAAAGGAGACAGCUCUAUGAAUUAUCAGAAACUUACCGAUAUUCAAGGUGUUAAAUUUAGUUCAUCUGCAGAUGUUUCCAGUGAGUUGGCUGGCUUUCCCAAACCGCAAGAAGGUGUGAAACCUGAAAUAGGACAUGGUGUAGAUAACUCUGCAAGAGGAAAAUCUGAUUUAAACAGUAAUGAGGGGAACAUGGAAUCCUCUGAAGGAUGCUGUGAGGAAAUGCCAACCCAAAAUGAUGACACAUUUCAACAGUCGCAGGAGAGCCCAGCAGUCCAUGUACAAUAUGAAGCUCAAGUUUUAGAAGAAACACAAUCAGGGAAUGCAGACCAGGGGUCAGACUUGCAUGAGAUGGAGACCAAUUCAACAGAAGGAAGGCAGGAUGUUAUAGAUGAACUGACAGCACAAACUCACAAGUCAGAAAGCUCAAGGAAAGUCACUUUUAUCCUGGAGCCUGAGCUGAUCAAUAGCUCCACUCUGACUGAAAGCGAUACAUCAAUGGAGUCCAGGACAGAGACGAGUCUGUCAGAUGCUGGAUUAAGCUCCCAUGAUGAGACCAACACAUCUGAAACAAGUGAUAAGAUGUUCGACGAGAUGCUGGAAUGUGCUGGAGGAGAAAAGGAACAACUUGCAGAAGACCAUGACAGUGGUAUCGGUGCUUGCUCUGGAGUCAAGGACAAGAUGGACCCAGAUGUAGAGAAUAGGAAAAGUGAAAAAGAGGAUAAGGAGGGUGAUGAGAGCGGAAACCUUGACAGUACCGAAGAUGAGCUCACGUUUCCUGAAAUCCUCUCUCCUCUCAGCAAGUCUGUUGAAGCUGCAGUCACCCCUCUGCGUCUGGCAGCAACUCAGCAGUUUGAUCCUCCAUCCUUUCUCUUGACCCAAGAAAAAAACAGCUCCACUUCUGCUGAAUGUGCUCCUCUGUACAGUGUUGAUGCAUACCGCACACAAAGACAGAGUAAGCUACUGACCAUCCAGAGCGUGGCUCCUGCUGUUCAGAGACAGACACUGGAGCUGACCAAACCUCAGUCAUCAGUCAACACUAAGGAGAAAAUUGCAGCUCUUAAUGAAGAAGCGUCAAAACUACAGUCAGUGAUUAACCAGACAAUACAAGCUCUGAGCUUCUGUACAGAUGAAGAACAUGGUCGCGGCUCACUGGAAGAGGCUGAAGCUGAGAAACUGCUGCUUGUCUCCUGUGAGAAACACUCUGCUCUGCUGGCAGAGGUAGCCAGACUGAGAGAGGAGAGGAACUCUGAGUCUGAAGAAGCAACUAAGGAGGACAAAGAGCACAAUCCCCAGCAGCCCUGCAGAGGGACUGUCAGCAUCACAAACAUCCAGCUGCCUCUGAAGGUGGAAUUCGUCUGCUCCUCACAAAACCGUACUGGUCGACCAACCCACUACUUCUUUGUUUUGAUUCGCUAUGGUCCAUGCAACAUUAUCGCCACACCACUGGCCACAGCAGCUGAUGCUCAAAAUGGAGAUGCUAUCUCUUUCCCCACGUCUGUCACAAUGAAAGAUAUUCGCUCCUCUUUUGAGAUUGAUGUGGAAGUCUACAGCCUGUCUCAUACAUCAGGUGUUAGCAGCACCRCAGACAAAGUUACCACCAAGUCACGCGUCACACCAAGGAAGAUUCUGAGUACGAUCACGAAAUCCAGCAACACUUUGACAUGUUCYUCUUCUGCCAACGCUCGUCGCUCCAGUAACUUUUGUCUCGUGGGCUCCCAUAAGAUCACUUUAACCUCACUGGGACACAACAAGUUUCCCUUGGAUAAAAUGAAAUUUGAAGGCAAAAUCAGGAGGCUGCUGGGAGAUGAAUUUCAGGAUAAGGUUCCUUUCCUCUCACCUCUAGAGGGCAAUAUCUAUCUAAAACUUGACAGCGAAGGUCACUCUGAUGUUCAGCACCAAGGCUUUCUGACAAUGUUUGAGUUGGUUAGUGGAUUUGGGGUGUGGAAUCGCCAGUAUUUUAUUCUGGAGGGAUGCAACAUGUACUACUGGAACCACCCAAAUGACAAAGAAACCAAGGAAGCCAUAGGCAGCAUCUUCCUGUCCAAGUUCCCCAAUCAGUGCGUCAGGCCUGUGAAGAGAGAUGCAUGUGCUCGACCUUUCACCUUUGAGCUGGUGGAAAAAGUCCCACAGCUAGAUGAUCAAAACCAGGAACCAUUAUCAAAGUGUUGGUUCUCAGCUGACACCAAGCAGGAGAGAUUGGAGUGGAUGGAGAAACUCAACCAAGCUCUCUUGGACUUCCACACAUGGAAACAACCCCAACCAGAAACUCAGCAGCCAAGCAYGUUCAGCAGGGGAAACCUGAGGGAGAGUAUAUUGUAACACGUUACUUUAUCUGUGAUCCAUGAAAGCCUCCUGGACUCGUCUUACCUGGCAGGUAGAUGAGCUCAUCUAGGUUUGGAGCUGCAGUAAAGAUGACACACAUGACAUAACUAUUCCUUUGGGAGAUAUAUAUUAAGUUUCUAUGUAUUUCUUUUAACCUGAAUCUAAUUAUUAUUGUUUGUUGGUUUUCAUUUUUAUUUGUAAACUCACAGUUGCCAUUAGAAAUUUUUUUUUAAGUUUUAUGUAAUCAGAUUUCUGUAAAUCUGGUUUUAUGUUGAACUUUGUUUCUUUUUGGCAAUCAGCUGCUUUAGCCUUUUUAAUGGCAAUAAUUUGUCACUUUCAAUAGUUAAGGUGAGGUUUUUCUUGUAGCCUAUAUACAAUUUUUAUCAUUUGGAUUCAGGUCCUGUUUCUUUUAUUGCUUAAACGUGAACAAAUGUAUAUUGAUACGCUAAUGCACAAAUCUGUAACUGUAAUAAACUAAUAAAUGGAUGGAGUGAAUUUGAAAAGGCAAGAAGCAGUAGAAAUGGUUAAAUGUAGAUGUAUUAAGACCCCCCCCCCCCCACCUCCAAUCUUUUGAUGAAGCUGUUGCUUUUGUGCACAAUUUGUUGAUUAGAAGUCGAGGUAAGCACAAAGGUUGUUCACCUGAGCCAAUAGCCACAGAUGUGUAUGUCCAGUAAUUUACUAAAUUAAUUUCAUCAGGAUUAA
Messenger RNA from Austrofundulus limnaeus, 4355 nucleotides. RefSeq names its product anillin, actin binding protein 2 (gene anln2). The coding region runs from base 24 to 3650 and encodes 1208 amino acids. The transcript has 25 exons. Gene Ontology annotation, biological process: actomyosin contractile ring assembly; mitotic cytokinesis; septin ring organization. The record is from RefSeq and is a predicted model, not a curated record. Gene Ontology annotation, cellular component: actomyosin contractile ring. Lineage: Eukaryota; Metazoa; Chordata; Actinopteri; Cyprinodontiformes; Rivulidae.